Messenger RNA from Andrographis paniculata, 2137 nucleotides. Its product is annotated as protein WVD2-like 7. The coding region runs from base 272 to 1939 and encodes 555 amino acids. NCBI's taxonomy places the organism in Eukaryota, Viridiplantae, Streptophyta, Magnoliopsida, Lamiales, Acanthaceae. The transcript is spliced from 10 exons. The record is from RefSeq and is a predicted model, not a curated record.
AUUGUUGGAUGUGUGUAGAGUUUCAACAACCGCUCUCGCUCUCGCUCUACUGCACUCUCUCACUCCUCCAUUUUGCUUUUUCAUCUUCCUUGCGAGUCGUUGCAGCAGCACACGGAUCCGGAAAGGGGAUUGGGAUCGUUUCCUGAAGAAAUUGAGGGGGGGGCCCUGUUUGUUGACGCGAGCAAGUUAUUCCUGAUUUUGUUAGCUUUGAUUCCAAGAAAAAAACAACGCUGGAGUGCUGUCUCGGUACUGUUGGAUGAUCUGUUGAAAUAUGGCGGGUGAGAUUGAGGAGCCUUUCAGGCUUGAUUUUGAGGUAGAUUCUGUGCAUUCUGGUUCGAUCUCCUUCGGAAGGUUUGAAAACGAAGCACUGUGUUGGGAGAGGAGGUCGUCGUUUUCCCACAAUAGGUAUCUUGAAGAGGUUGAGAAAUGCUCGAAACCAGGUUCGGUGAUUGAGAAGAAGGCAUACUUUGAGGCUCAUUUUAGGAAGAAGGGAUUGUUGGGUUUGAAUUCCCCUGGAUGCAAGAGCACAGCAGAUUUCGAUCCCGGGAAAGAUGAUGAUGUCUUGGAGAAGAUGAAUGGCAAUGAUGAGGGAAUUGCUUACGCGAAUGAUGAUGAAACACACUGUGCUAGCUUUGAAGAUGCAGACGUAUUCUCGACAUCAUUUUCUGAGCCGCUUGAACUUGGAAGCAAGUCUAGUGAUUCUGAUUGCACUUCCGAGCAUGUGAAGUGUGUGGAUGCAGUAGACGGUGUCGAAAUUGGAAGUUCAGUUACUUUAAAUUCGGAAUCAGGGGUUAAAAUGAGUGGUGAUCUUGAUCGUGAAUCUGGAAAUCGAGAUGGAAGUUCAGUUACUUUAAAUUCGGAAUCAGGGGUUAAAAUGAGUGGCGAUCUUGACCGUGAAUCUGGCAAUCGAGAUGAAUUGCGUGUGCCGCAGAUGGUGAUCCAAAAUCUCUCCAUCGAUCAUAAAAUUGGAGAGAAAUCCAAUCCCAGUCCAAAUGACAUACAAGAUUCAUCUCCCAAGAUGCAGGAAAGGACUCCACCCUUCGCUGACAGCCCGAAGCAAAGUUUGAUUCCUCAAGAUCGAGUUGAACAAAGGAGAAGAAACCCAACCAGAAAUGCAUCUAAAGUUGCUGAAAAGAAGGUAAAUCAAACAGCUGUUCCGAGGUCCAAAUCGGAGAAGACUUCACCAGCUUCUAAACGAUCCCCGAUGAAUGAAGCCUCAAAAUACAAGCUUGGCUCGAAACCGAAGUGCCCUGAAGUGUUUAAUAGAGUUGAAAAACAAUCGACGGGUAGAAGUUUCAUGGGACCUCGGCCUUCUACAACCGAGAAGAUAUCCAGUAGAGGGCAUCAUGGUGGAAACAGGUUUAACCCGGUCGCCAGUGGAAAUAAGAUGAGUGUGAGAUUGGAUAGUUCGAGGUUCAGCUUCAAAAGCGACGAACGCGCUCAGAGAAGGAAAGAGUUUGAUAUGAAGUUAGAGGAGAAGAUGAAUGCCAGGGAAGCAAAGAUCCACCAAAUCAAGACAUCGACUCAGGAGAAGAAAGAUGCCGAAAUCAAGCAAUUGAGGAAAAGCCUCAACUUCAAAGCCAUACCCAUGCCUUCUUUUUAUCGUCGUGCAUCACUUGAUCCACACGAACUUUACAAGUCAGGAACAGCAGCAGCAGCAGCAGGUGGUAAUAACCAGCCAGAGAAACAAGGUUGUAAAUCUUGGACUCCGAGAAGCCGGGUAGCUGGGAAGCCAACAAGUGAUCAACCACAGGCCUCGGUGACUAGCUGCCAUUCUACGGUGACUUCAGACAGCAGCGCGACAUCUCGUGGAAUGAGUAAGACGAUGGAAGCGGAGAAGGUCGCCGUCGGAUCCCGGAGAAUCAAAGCACCGCCCCAAGAUAGGCAGCACCUCCAGAUGUAUAAGGGAAAGACAUUUAAUGGGAAGCAGAGGAGCUGAGUUGAGUUGAUGAUCAAAGAGGAAGAUCAGAGGAAAAGAAAGUUAUCUAUACUAUACUAUACUGGUAGAGAGAGAAAGAAGAGAGAGAGAGAGAGAGAGGGGUAAUGAAUAAUAAUGAUAGUUGAAUAUGAAUGAAAAUAGGAGUUGAUGUUAUGUUUUAUGAAACUAUUAUCAAUUGAGGAGUAAUUGAAUUGUGUA